Molecule: messenger RNA, 2669 nt
Organism: Cicer arietinum (chickpea)
Lineage: Eukaryota; Viridiplantae; Streptophyta; Magnoliopsida; Fabales; Fabaceae
Product: large ribosomal subunit protein mL102 (rPPR5)
Molecular function (GO): protein binding
Source: RefSeq, a predicted model, not a curated record
CACAAACAAAAAGUGCGUUCUGAAAAAAAAAAUGAAAAAGAAAAACAGUAUGUCUUAAACCCUAACUCUGAAUCUGAAGCCGAAGCUGCAAAAUCUCACACUCUUCCUACCACUACCACUACCACCAUGUCUUUCAUUUCCAACAACUCCAAGCUUCUCCGAUGGCGACCAACUCUUCAUCCCGUUUUUCUCUCUUCCCGUUUCUCCACUUCAACCGCCGAACCUCUCUCCGAACCAGACCUCCCUCUCCUCCAUUCCCUUCUCGAUCCUCCACCUCGCGUCCAUUCCAUAUCCCGUUCCCAUUCCCGUUCCCAACCCACCCUAUCCAACCCUGAACUCACUGUCAUCCGCAUGAUCACAAACCGCGCCUGGACAACUCGCCUCCAAAACUCAAUCCGUUCCGUCGUCCCCAAAUUCGAUUCCUCAAUUGUCUACAAUAUUCUUCACGCCAUCACAAACCCCGAUCAAGCCCUAAAAUUCUACCGUUGGAUCGAACGUUCCAACCUCUUCACUCAUGACACAAACACCACUCUCAAAAUGCUUCAUAUCCUUACUCGCUACUCCAAACUCAACCACGCUCGUUGUAUUCUCCUUGACCUACCUAAAAAAAAUCUACCUUAUGAUGAAGAUAUGUUUGUUGCUUUGAUUGAAGGUUACGGUCGCGCUGGUAUCGUUCAAGAAGCUGUUAAGAUCUUUCAGAAAUUGGAUCAGAAAAGUAUUAAAUCUUAUGAUGCUUUGUUUAAGGUGAUUUUGAGGAGAGGAAGGUAUAUGAUGGCAAAAAGGUAUUAUAAUGCUAUGUUGAGAGAAGGUAUUGAACCUACUAGACAUACUUAUAAUAUUCUUCUUUGGGGUAUGUUUUUGUCUUUGAGAUUAGAUACUGCUAUUAGAUUUUAUGAAGAUAUGAAAAGUAGGGGUAUUGUGCCUGAUGUUGUGACUUAUAAUACUUUGAUUAAUGGUUAUUUUCGCUUUAAGAAGUUUGAUGAGGCUGAGAAUUUGUUUGCUGAAAUGAAAGAAAGGAAUAUUGUGCCUAAUGUUAUUAGUUAUACUACUAUGUUGAAGGGAUGUAUUGAUGUUGGGAAGGUUGAUAGGGCCAUCGAGUUUUUUGAGGAGAUGAAGAGUUGUGGUAUUAAGCCGAAUGCUGUUACGUUUACUACGUUGUUGCCUGGGUUGUGUGAUGGGGAUAAAAUGGUGGAGGCUGGUAAGGUUUUGGGGGAGAUGGUGGAGAGUUAUGUUGCUCCGAAGGAUAAUUCUGUUUUCAUGAAACUGAUGAAUUGUCAGUGUAAAGCUGGUAACUUGGAUGCUGCGGCAGAUGUGUUGAAGGCGAUGAUACGGUUGAGUAUUCCUACGGAGGCAGGUCAUUAUGGUGUCUUGAUUGAGAAUUUCUGUAAGGUUAAUGGGUAUGAUAGGGCGGAGAAACUGUUGGACAAGUUGAUUGAGAAGGAGAUUGUUUUGAGGCCGGAGAAUUCCUUUGAAAUUGAACCUAGUGCUUAUAACCCGAUGAUUGAGUAUCUGUGUGACAAUGGGCGGACAGGGAAAGCGGAAACAUUUUUCCGGCAGUUGAUGAAAAAGGGUGUCUUGGACUCAGUUGCUUUUAAUAAUUUGAUCCGGGGACACUCGAAGGAAGGCAACCCCGAUUCUGCACUUGAGAUUGCAAAGAUCAUGAGUAGGAGAGAGGUUCCUAGAGACGAAGAUUCCUAUAAAUUGCUUGUUGAGAGUUACUUGAGAAAAGGAGAACCUGCUGAUGCCAAAACAGCUUUUGACCACAUGCUUGAAGGCGGGCAUCAACCUGAUUCGUCUCUUUACAGGUCGGUUAUGGAGAGUUUGUUUGAAGAUGGCAGGGUUCAAACUGCAAGCAGAGUAAUGAAAAGUAUGGUGGAGAAGGGGGUGAAGGAGAAUAUGGACUUGGUUUCGAAGAUAUUGGAGGCCCUUCUCAUGAGGGGUCAUGUUGAAGAAGCUUUGGGAAGAAUUGCUUUGCUUAUGCAAAAUGGGUUUGAGCCUGAUUUUGACCACCUUUUAUCUAUUCUCUGCGAGAAAGAAAAGACGAUUGCUGCUCUAAGAUUGCUAGAUUUUGUUCUUGAGAAAGACAUUAUCAUAAACUUUUCAAUCUACGAUAAGGUUUUAGAUGCUCUCUUUGCAGCGGGGAAGACCCUCAAUGCAUAUUCCAUCUUAUGUAAAAUUUUGGAGAAAAGAGGCGCAACGGAUUGGAGCAGCCGCGAUGAGCUGAUCAAGAGCCUUAAUCAGGAUGGGAACACAAAGCAAGCAGAUAUCUUGUCGAGAAUGAUCAAAGAAAAAGUGGAAAGUCCUCCAAAGAGAGAUGGAAAGAAGAAAGCAAGUAGAGCUACAUAAUUUGUUCUCUCUUCAUUUUCUUCUCGAGUUUUAGAGUUUUGCUAUGGUAUUGUGGUGGCUGCCCUUAAGAUGUUGAGCACCGUUGCUGCUGGAUUAGCUAUUGAUGUCUGGGGGCCCAUCAGUGACGAUGCAGGAGGAUUUGCUGAGUGAACUGAUGCCCUUGAUGCUGCUGACAACACUACUGCCGCCCAUCUGAUUAUCAUGAAAUAUUAACCUAAGUUGCCCCUUAUUAUACUUUUUAUAAUGUAGUACUAAAGAGUUACUACUAAAUUUAAUUUAGGGUGAGUUUGAUUUAACAGAGAAUAAAAUUAAUUUUGAAUGAA